GAGUUCUUGAACCAGAGCCUCGAUGAGAUUAUUGCAGUGAGACCAACGUCAUUAAUGGCGUUUCACAACCAUCUGUCGCACGAGAUGGCCCUUCAGCAUUUCUCAGACCAGCUAGGGGAGAACACAGCGGUUUUACGGAGUAUAUUGCCGGAGCAGCUUGGUCAGUCUUCGUCAAACGCCACCACCGGUGCCGGAAAAGACCAAAAAGAUAUACAGAGGUUGAUGAUCGAGACUGUUGGGAAAUCGCAGCAACAGCAACCAUCGCAGCUCGGUGGUGGACCGACGUGGCUUAACAAAAUUCUCCAGCAACAAAACCAGUACGUUGAUGGAAGCUUUCUUCACUUGCAAACCAAUUCGGACUCAACGACCUCAGGCGCUUCGAACCAGUGGCUUUCACGGCCGAUUCUGCAGCGGAACUCUAGUGAUGUCGGUGCUGGUGACGAUGUUCCGGUGUCUAGUGACUCGAUGAUUGCAGCUGCGAUGUCGCACGGCUCAGCCGAUUUGAACGGUAAUAAUGAUAACAGAAACAGUGGUAACAACCAUAACCAAGGAGACAACAACGGUGGAGGGGAGUUAGCUGAGAACGAAGCUGGUGGUGGAGGGGAUGGAGUUGGUACUUGGCAGAAUGCAAAGUGUAAAGCUGAUAUCUUGUCUCAUCCACUUUACGAGCAGCUUCUCUCGGCGCAUGUAGCGUGCCUGCGUAUUGCAACACCGGUUGAUCAAUUGCCCAGGAUUGAUGCGCAGCUUGGUCAAUCGCAGCAUGUUGUCGCCAAGUAUUCGGUUCUUGGACAUGGUAGUCAGUCGCUUGGGGGAGACGAUAAGGAGCUUGAUCAAUUUAUGACGCAUUAUGUUCUACUGCUUUGUUCCUUCAAAGAACAACUGCAGCAGCAUGUUCGUGUCCAUGCAAUGGAAGCUGUAAUGGCUUGCUGGGAGCUGGAACAAUCUCUACAAAGUCUAACAGGUGUCUCCCCAGGUGAAGGUACAGGUGCAACAAUGUCAGAUGAUGAUGAUGAUGACCAGGCAGAUAGUGAUGGAAACUUGUUUGAUGGAAGCUUGGAGGGGCCAGACAGCAUGGGAUUUGGUCCUCUUAUUCCUACUGAGAGUGAAAGGUCCUUGAUGGAGCGUGUGAGGCAAGAGCUGAAGCAUGAGCUGAAACAGGGUUACAAGGAGAAGAUUGUGGACAUAAGGGAGGAAAUUCUGAGGAAGAGAAGAGCAGGAAAACUCCCAGGAGACACCACCUCACUCUUAAAAGCCUGGUGGCAGUCACAUUCAAAGUGGCCAUACCCAACUGAGGAAGACAAGGUGAGAUUGGUACAGGAAACAGGCUUGCAAUUAAAGCAAAUUAAUAACUGGUUCAUUAACCAGAGGAAAAGGAACUGGCAUAGUAACCCUUCAUCUUCUACAGUGUUGAAGAGCAAACGCAAGAGAAGUAAUGCAGGUGAAAACACUGGUGAACGGUUUAUGUAGAUGAUAUUCUACUCGCAUUUGACCCCAAACGAACAAAUGUUCCCUCCAUGCUUCUUGAUUAUACAAUGGGUGUUUGAGCAUCGAACUACAGAGAAGCAUGUAGAUCGUAAUGGGAUAUGGCCGUAUGAGGACACUAUAGAGGUCCAUGUAGAGAUAUUUAUUUUGCUUAUACCGAAAAGUCUAAUAUGGUAGAUGAGGCACGCGGCUAUCUACUAUUUGCAGGUGGUUGGUUUGAACACUGGAAGUUUUGUGCACAAUUGACAGGUAUGGAUGCAGUUAGCUCAAUACCUAUGAUUCAUGUUUUGCUAUAUUCUUGAGGUUCAAAUUGAAAAAAAAAUGUAUAAUAUUGUAACAAUGCCGUAGUACAUAUUUUUCUUUCUCCUUGUAGUGGCAGAUUUGAGAAAUUCUACUCUACAUAUGUCAAUAAUUAUACUCGCAGGUUUUGGGUGUACA
This is a messenger RNA of Telopea speciosissima, 1920 nucleotides long. Its product is annotated as homeobox protein knotted-1-like 3. The coding region runs from base 55 to 1467 and encodes 470 amino acids. Lineage: Eukaryota; Viridiplantae; Streptophyta; Magnoliopsida; Proteales; Proteaceae. The record is from RefSeq and is a predicted model, not a curated record. The transcript has 6 exons. Gene Ontology annotation, cellular component: nucleus. Gene Ontology annotation, molecular function: DNA binding. Gene Ontology annotation, biological process: regulation of DNA-templated transcription.